Molecule: messenger RNA, 1335 nt
Organism: Plasmodium yoelii
Lineage: Eukaryota; Apicomplexa; Aconoidasida; Haemosporida; Plasmodiidae
Product: conserved Plasmodium protein, unknown function
Exons: 10
Coding region: 1-1335 (444 amino acids)
Biological process (GO): regulation of cilium movement; cilium-dependent cell motility; axonemal dynein complex assembly
Cellular component (GO): axonemal dynein complex; axoneme
Source: RefSeq, a predicted model, not a curated record
AUGCUACAAAACAAUCUUAAAAAUAAAAAAAAGAAUAUUAAAAAUGGUGGAAAUAAAGUUAAUAAUGUUAACAGAAAGACAAAGGGUUUAGCAAAAAAAACUAUAGUAAAUGAAAAGAAAAUCGAAAAAAGUCCAACCACUUUAAGAUGGAUAAGUCUGUUAAGAAAUUUGAAACUGAAACAGUUAAAAAAGAAUAUAGAUGAUGAAAUGAAUAACUAUGAAAUAAAUAAAAAUAUCAAUGAUAAGAUGUUAUUGUUUUUAAAUGAUAAUUUAGAAGAAAAUAUAAUUUUAGAACAAAUUGAAGAUUUGAAAAAUAGCAGUGUAAAUGUGUUAAUAGAUAUACAUAAAGAAAAUAUAAAUAAUAUGGAAAAACAAUUUGAAGAUGAAAUAAAAAAGUUAUUUAAAAAUUUUGAAGAUGAUCAAGAGAUUUUAAAAAAAAACAGAAAUAGUAUAGUUCAUAAAAUAAAUAUUUUUUACAAUAAGAUGGAAGCAGAUAGAAAGAGCAGAAAAAAUAAUUUGGAAAAAGACGAACAGGCUGUUAUGGAUGAAAUAUAUAAAAAUAACAUUGCCGAAAAGCAUAUAUCAAAUUAUAAUUUCAAAAAAAUUAAGGAAGAAAAUGAUAAAACGUUUAACGAUCUUCUUAUUGAAAAUAAGAGAACAUUAAGUGAUGAGGAUGAAAAAUAUAAUUUAAUAAAAAUAAAAUAUGAAAAAAAUGAAAAUAAUUUAUUGUCUAAGGAAAAGGAAGCUCACGAUUUAGAAGUAAAAAUUGAUAACUGGAAACUGAAGCUCGAAAAUGAAGUAAAAAUAUAUGAAAUUCAGAUUGAAAGAUUAAGGAAAGAAAAGAGCCAACUGCUAAACCAUAUAAGAACCAUUAAAUUGAUUCUUAAGAAGUUGAAACAAAAUGAUAAGCAAAGAUUAAUUGAUAUAACUUCAAAUUCGAGCAAAUGUAUAAAAAAAUUAGAAGAAAAUAUUAUUCUGGCAAAUAAGUUGAUAAGUACGAACAAUUUAUGCAGGAAAUAUGAGACCGAAAGAGAAAAACUUUUUUCAUGUUUAAGUUUGGGGGAUCCAAAAAGGGAAGACAUAAUAAUUGAGGAAGAAAAGGAUAGGCUUAUUAGUAACAACAAUUUAAAGGAAGAGAAAAUAAGUCUGUUUGAUAAUUUUUUUAAGAGAAAAAAUAAAGUCAUCUUAGAUAUAAUAAUUUUAAAAAAAGAAUUAAAAUUUCUUAAGAAAAAAAAUAAAGAAUAUCAAAAAAGUAUUGAUGAAAUGGAAGAUAAAUUAAAUUUGAACAAAACAGUGAAAUUCAAAAAGGAAAAUUUUAUUAUAUUUCCUUCCUAA